This is a messenger RNA of Octopus sinensis (East Asian common octopus), 2272 nucleotides long. Its product is annotated as F-box/LRR-repeat protein 7. The coding region runs from base 601 to 2229 and encodes 542 amino acids. Lineage: Eukaryota; Metazoa; Mollusca; Cephalopoda; Octopoda; Octopodidae. The record is from RefSeq and is a predicted model, not a curated record. Gene Ontology annotation, molecular function: protein binding. Gene Ontology annotation, biological process: SCF-dependent proteasomal ubiquitin-dependent protein catabolic process. Gene Ontology annotation, cellular component: SCF ubiquitin ligase complex. The transcript is spliced from 4 exons.
AAGUGAGACAGAUAGACAGAUAGAUAGAUAAAAGAGAGAGUGAGAGAUAUACGGGAAGGUAAUACAUUAAGAGAGAGUGACAUAUACGAAGAAGGAGUAGGGACAGUGAGACAGAGAAGUGAGAAAAUGACAGAUAUGAGGGACAGGUAGAGGAGUGACAGAGAAAAAGAGAUAGAUAGAGAGAGGGGGGAAAUAAGGUAAAAGAGUGAAGUUUGUGAGAGAGAGAGACGAAGGUAAUAAGGUUGAGGAAGGCUGAGGAGAGAAAGGUAAAAGUGAGAGAGUGAGAGAGAGGGAAGGAGGGAGAGAUUAAGAAAGUGAGAGAGAGAGGGAGAGAGAGAGAGAAUCGGGAAAUAAGAAUGAGUUUUCUUUAAAGUUUUAGUUGAGGUUUCUAUGACUGUCACAUCUCAAAUGAGCCAAACACAUCAUGCGAAAGGUAUUCACUGGAGUUAAAUGGAGUUUCCUUCUCUCUCUAUUUAUAUAUUUAUUAAAUUGUUGCUAUUGAGGACUGUUAUUGGUUACAAACAUGUAGGAAACGUUGAAGAAGAAGAAAAAAUAGCUAAACAAAUAAAACAGAACUAGGAAGAAAUAUUGUCGGCUGGAAUGACUUCAAAUACUCGAACACGGAAUACCAAUUGGAAUGGCAUUUUUCAAGACUUGUUCGGAGACGCAUCCAUGUACAAUAUGAAGUGUUACUCUGCAGGUGCCACACCUGUCAAUCUAUCCAUAAAAGAUCCAGACCAGAAUGGAGAAUCCCUUCAAGACUCAAGCUCUGGUGUUGUUUCUACAACAACGUCUACAUUUAAAGGAUCAUAUUCUUCAUCAGAGUCAUUAUUGGACAGUAGACAUUCUGGGUGGUCGUCUCCGACGGCAACACCAACCGUGUAUAGUAAAUCUUGUGUCAGGCAAAACAAAAAUCAGACUCUUAUGCACAAUCUGACAAAUCAUCAUAAUAAUGUGAACAACAACACUUCUUCUUUGGGAAGUUUCCCUAAUGUGGACAUCAUCAAUGCCAAACUAAACCGAAUUCACCUUGAAAAACCCCCUAAACUCAUGCUUGGUAUGAAAAAAAGCAAAUCCCAAUCCCGUAGCUCCCCUUUUCAAUAUCUUAGCGAUGACAUCAUUGUGAAAAUUUUUUCAAACCUGACAACGAACCAGCUGUGCAAGUGCUCACGUGUUUGCAAGCUGUGGUACCGUCUGAGCUGGGACCCAACCCUCUGGACAAGCAUUGUAUUAAACAGCAUAACGCUGGAAGUAGACAAAGCACUACGGUGCCUUACCAAACAACUCAGCUAUAAUACACCAUCAGUUUGUGUGAUUAUUGAAAGAAUCAAUGUCAACAACUGUGAAAAACUUACUGACAAAGGACUGCACACCAUUUCCAAACGCUGUCCAGAGCUUCGGAAGCUGGAAGUCCACAAUUGCAGUAAUAUAACUAAUUCUGCCCUCUUUGACCUUAUAUCGAACUGUGUUAACCUGGAGUAUCUGAAUGUCUCAGGCUGUUUGAACAUCACGUCAAUCAGUUUAGCCAACUCAAUCCUUGUACGACCAUCAGCCCACUACCUUCAACAAGUUUAUCUAUUAUAUUUAGAUAUGUCAGAUUGCUGUCAUCUGGACGACAAUGGACUUGAGAUUCUGGCCCUUCACUGCUCUCGACUCCAGUUUCUCUACCUACGCCGAUGCUCUCAAAUAACAGACAAAGGUUUGCAACAUCUUACUGCUAGUUGUACAGGCCUAAAAGACCUUAGCAUCAGCGACUGCCCAAACAUCACAGAUUUUGGCAUCAUGGAACUGUCUCGAAUGGAACCUGAUCUUCGCUACUUGAGUAUAGCAAAGUGUGACAAAAUCUCAGAUGUUGGCAUAAAAUACAUUGCACAGCACAGUCUGAAACUGCGCUAUUUGAACUGUCGUGGCUGCGAGGCCAUAUCCGAUGACUCGCUUGAGCGUGUCGUCAAACGAUGCCACCGUCUUAGGUCUUUGGACGUUGGCAAAUGUGAUAUCACGGACAGAGGUUUAUUUAUCUUAGCUAAACAUGCUCCACAUUUGAAACGCUUGAGUGUGAAAUCUUGCUUUGCAAUCACCGACCGAGGAAUUAUAUUGUUGGCUGAACACUGCCGCCAUCUGCAACAAUUAAACAUUCAAGACUGUCACCUGUCUGUUGAUGCUUACCGGACUGUGAAAAAGAAUUGUCGUUUCUGCAUCAUCGAACACACCAAUCCUGGUUUUUAUUAAAGAAGUAAAAAAUAAAAAAUAAAUAAAACACUACAAUGCCUGU